GUAGAAUUUAGCUUUAGAACAACCACCCUUUCAUAUCCUUUAUGGCUUUAUGUAACAAGGAAAAUCAUCAAGUUACCGUUGGUUUUAUUUCCUCGCAAUUACCCGCCAAAUUCAGCUUUCAUUACUAUUUUUUCUGAAUCCCCUAAGAUUAUCCCUUUAUAAACAUUGAUACUCCAAAAACACAAACUCAAAAAUUGGAUGCUUUGUUCUCACUAUCUCCACCAUCUUGGAGUUUGCGCCAAACGCUAUUCUCUCUCCUCAGGCCAAAAACUCCAUGCCCAGAUCUUCAAGCUCGGUCUUCAACACUAUGGCCCUAUACCCAACUCCCUUGUUGAAAUGUAUGGAAAAUGUGGUGUCAUUAAAAAUGCACUCAAAGUGUUCGAUGAAAUGCCUCAAAGAGACUUUAUUUCUUGGGCUUCAAUUCUCACAGCUUAUAAUCAUGCUAAUCUUCCUCAUAAAACACUCUUUAUGUUCAUUGAUAUGUGGAAUGUUGAUAAGUUACAACCUGAUCAUUUUGUGAUUGCUAGUCUUGUUAAGGCAUGUUCUAGCUUAGGUAAUAUUAGGCUUGGUAAACAAGUUCAUGCUCAUUUUGUUGGGUCACCCUUUUAUGAUGAUGAUGUAGUUAAAUCGUCGCUUGUUGAUAUGUAUUCGAAAUGUGGGAACCUUGAUUAUGGUAGGAUGGUUUUCGAUUCGAUUAAGGUGAAGAGUACGAUUUCUUGGACGGCCUUGAUAUCGGGUUAUGCUCGGAUUGGGCAUAAAGAUGAUGCUAUGGAGCUCUUUAUGAGGAUGCCUGAUAAGAAUUUGUUGUCUUGGAGUGCUUUGAUAUCUGGGUUGGUGCAAAGCGGUCAUGGGAAUGAUGCUUGUAGUGUUUUUAUGACAAUGAGAAGAGAGAUAGAUCAUAGUGCUGAUCCAUUUGUUCUUUCGAGCAUUGUUGCAGCAUCUGCUAAUAUGGCAGCACUCCAGCUAGGGAGGCAAUUACACUGUUUGGUUAUACUGCUUGGGUUUGAACGCAACUUAUUCAUUUCUAAUGCACUCAUUGAUAUGUAUGCCAAAUGUAGUGACUUAUUAGCAGCAAAAGGCAUUUUUUCUUGCAUAUCAAAGCGAGAUGUUGUGUCUUGGACUUCCAUUAUAGUUGGGAUGGCCCAACACGGCCAAGCGAAGGAAGCAUUGUCGUUUUAUGAUGAGAUGGUCAAGGAUGGUGUUAAACCUAAUGAAGUAACAUUUCUUGGGUUGAUUUAUGCAUGUAGCCAUGUUGGUUUAGUCAACAAAGGUAGAAAUUUUUUUGAUUUGAUGGUUGGGGAGCAUGGAAUGAGACCUUCUUUGCAUCAUUACACAUGCCUGUUGGAUCUUCUAAGCCGUUCUGGUCAUCUUAUUGAGGCUGAGAAACUUCUUACUACGAUGCCAUAUGAUCCCGAUGAAGCUGCUUGGGCUGCUUUGUUAAGUGCUUGCAGAAAACAUAAAAAUACAGAGGUUGCAGUUAGGGUUGCUGAUCAUUUACUGAAUUUAAGACCUAAAGACCCUUCUACAUAUAUUUUACUUUCUAAUACAUAUGCUGCUUCUUCUAUGUGGGGAAAUGCGUCUCAAGUACGCAGAUUGAUGUCCAUGAUGGAUUUAAAGAAAGAGCCUGGUUAUAGCUGUAUUGAACUUGCAAAGGAGAGUCAGGUGUUUUAUGCAGGGGAGUCGUCUCAUCCUAUGCAGAAGGAGCUUCUUAGUCUUCUCGAAGAGUUGGAUGCCGAGAUGAGAAAGAGAGGUUAUGUUCCAGAUACUAGUUUUGUUUUACAUGAACUAAAACAGCAUGAGAAGGAGAAGCAUUUGUUAUGGCAUAGUGAAAGAUGGGCUGUAGCAUAUGGCUUGCUUAAAUCUGCUCGUGGUACUGUCAUACGCGUAGUCAAGAAUUUACGAACUUGUGGGGACUGUCAUACGGUUCUAAAGUUCAUAAGUAGCAUCGCUAAGAGGGAGAUCAUUGUUCGAGAUAUCAACAGGUUUCAUCAUUUUAAAGAUGCUUCCUUCAUCAUUUCAGCCAAUUCUUUGUACGUUAAAGGAUGACCCAUCUUUGCCAUUGAUCCUGCCAGCUCUGCUGCCGUGAUGUAUCCAUUACCGUCGCGAUCAAACGACCGGAAAACCUCCAAUAAUUGUUCUUGGUUGAUCAAAAUGUCAUGUUGGUUAAGCUCAGGGACCUUAAUAAUGCCGCGAGCUCGAGUUGUGUUAGGCUUCCAUCCGAGUCCAUAUCAAACCGCUCAAAUAUGUGUUUUAGCUGUUGUAAUUGCUCCGCAUUGAAGGUUGCCAUUGAUCCGAGCCAACAACCAACAGCCAACAACCAACAGCCAACAGCGAACAGAUAACAGCCAACAACCAACAGACAACAGCUAACAGCUAUUGCAACCGCUCGUAUAUAUAUGCUUUUUUUUACCUGUUUGUGGGUUUAAGUUUUUGGUUAUGGUUAUGGUAGAGGAAAGUUAUGAUUAGGGAAUUGGGGUUAUUGGUUGAAAGGGUCUUACCAUAUUGGAGAGGGUGGGGGUUUAAUUAUAUUGUUGAAUGUUCAAAGGGGUGCAAGUGGGAGAAAUGAAGUCUAAGUAUUGUUGUUUUUUCUUUGUUUUGGAGGUGGGUGUGAUCGAAGAAUUGAUUGUGAUUUUGGUUUUGCAUGGUUUGUGUUUUUGGGAAUGGUAGAAGUUCUUUUAAUAAGGGUCGUUCAUUUGCCUAUUUUUAAGGGAAUUUUAUUACCAAAUUUUGGCUGUAAUUUCAUGAAGAUUUUGAUGUGAUUGACAUCUCUAUUUUUCAAUAAAAUGUUGCAAUCAAUAUUAUGGGA
Molecule: messenger RNA, 2806 nt
Organism: Beta vulgaris subsp. vulgaris (sugar beet)
Lineage: Eukaryota; Viridiplantae; Streptophyta; Magnoliopsida; Caryophyllales; Amaranthaceae
Product: pentatricopeptide repeat-containing protein At4g14050, mitochondrial
Exons: 3
Coding region: 199-2046 (615 amino acids)
Biological process (GO): RNA modification
Molecular function (GO): RNA binding; protein binding; zinc ion binding
Source: RefSeq, a predicted model, not a curated record